This is a messenger RNA of Lindgomyces ingoldianus, 891 nucleotides long. RefSeq names its product DUF775-domain-containing protein. The coding region runs from base 124 to 771 and encodes 215 amino acids. Gene Ontology annotation, cellular component: nucleus; cytosol. The record is from RefSeq and is a predicted model, not a curated record. The transcript has a single exon. Gene Ontology annotation, molecular function: nuclear import signal receptor activity. Gene Ontology annotation, biological process: protein import into nucleus. Lineage: Eukaryota; Fungi; Ascomycota; Dothideomycetes; Pleosporales; Lindgomycetaceae.
AGCUUCCAGUGACACCACUGCCGACUUCAAAAGUGUCGGCGCAUUCGCGCCCAUAACACCAAUGCACUCUCUCAACCGUUGCUUCCUUUCCUCUUCUCUCCUCUACCAACUGCGGUUAGCAAGAUGUUUGGCGUAAUAAUAUCCGGCCGUCCUGUCCUCGUCGAAGCGCAAACCAUCUCUGCCACACAAUUCGCAUUCACGCUUCCCACGGCACCUCCAUUCUCCCACAUCGUUGUGUUCCUGUUGCCAGGAACCACACUCCCAGAUGGCACUGCGGCAGCGGUAUACGCGCAAUUGGCGGGAGCUACGGAAUUCAAAUUGCUUGGUGCGAUCGCAAACGAGAAACCGUCUGCAAUAUUCAAGGUUAAUAAGUCGGCUGGAGGACCCGCUGGUGGGGGACUAGGUGGUGAUGACGACGCGAUGGUGGACGAGGGUCCAUCAGCGCUGGAAAAUGGCACUGUGCUGAGCGUUACUUUGGGUAUUUCGGUCGAGCCAGCGACCCAGGUCCUUGCAAACCUCGAACAAAAGAAGGCGCAGGAGGCAGCAACUUCUGCGGUGCCACUAGCCGGGUUAGAGUUGGUGAGGAAGGGAAACACGACGGCUGAAACUAAGGUUCUCGCGCAGCGCAUCAUCAAAAACUGCUAUGAUUUUCUCGCGAGUUGGGGCACCGGGGACACGGUGCCAUUGAAGGCUUUCCAAGCUUGGUGGACCAAGUUUGAGGGCAAGAUGGAGAGAGAUCCUAAAUUUUUGGAGCGAAGUGAUAGUGGUUGAGUGGCGCAUUCGGCUAGCAUCAUCAGUGAGUGAGUUGAGCAUUUGUCUGUAUGAGUAGCAUCAGAGCAUAAAAGUAUUAUAUAUUGUGCUUUCCUCUCCAACUCUCCAAUUGAAUAGAAC